Messenger RNA from Bombyx mori (domestic silkworm), 1801 nucleotides. Its product is annotated as E3 ubiquitin-protein ligase SIAH1A. The transcript has a single exon. Gene Ontology annotation, cellular component: cytoplasm. Bases 437 to 1282 code for a protein of 281 amino acids. NCBI's taxonomy places the organism in Eukaryota, Metazoa, Arthropoda, Insecta, Lepidoptera, Bombycidae. Gene Ontology annotation, biological process: proteasome-mediated ubiquitin-dependent protein catabolic process; multicellular organism development. The record is from RefSeq and is a predicted model, not a curated record. Gene Ontology annotation, molecular function: zinc ion binding; ubiquitin protein ligase activity; ubiquitin conjugating enzyme binding.
CUGCUAAUCCUGCUAUCUUGACAUUCAUGCGAGUUUUGUUCGAUUGGUCGUCAUUGAGUUUUACGACGAUUAUCGUCCUUUUGUAAUGAGCUAGAACGUUCGCAUAGCUAUUAACUUUUACCUUUUUUAUUUAGUCUUUCUAUACAGUACACGUAAUUAUGCAGUAAAAUAAAAAUUGCCGAACUCUUCGCAAACACAAGUUGUUAUCAUUCGCCUAGAUUCUCAUGGAGAUUAGCCCACAUAUAUCACGACGUACAUAACAGUAAGAGCCAUCCGCCUCGGUAACUGUAAUGGAAAUCUACUUCAACUCGACCAGCAGACGGAAGAAAUCCACCGUGGAAGGCUAUAAGUGAAGUGAGCGGUGCGUGUUUAGGAAGUAAUCGUGGAGGACUGGGAGAUCGUCGACGGACGUGAUCUAUGUGCGCGUAACGGUGACAUGAGCACGAACAUCAAGCGGCGUGGAGCUAGUGGGUCCAGUUGUUCAGUGCCCGGAGUGCCGGCCCUCGUGAACGCGCCCACCGCCAUGUCUGCCGACCUCGCCUCGCUGUUUGAGUGUCCCGUUUGCUUCGACUAUGUGCUGCCCCCCAUCCUACAGUGUCAGAGUGGGCACCUGGUGUGCUCUAGCUGCCGUCCCAAGCUGUCCUGCUGCCCGACGUGUCGCGGGCCCCUCGGAAAUAUUCGCAACCUUGCAAUGGAAAAGGUUGCCAGUAAUGUUAUGUUCCCCUGUAAACAUUCUAACACGGGCUGUACUGUGACUCUUGUGCACACGGAGAAAGCUGAACAUGAAGAAGCUUGUGAAUUCAGGCCGUACUCUUGUCCUUGUCCCGGGGCAUCCUGCAAGUGGCAAGGUGGUCUUGAUCAAGUAAUGCCGCAUCUAAUGAUGUCUCACAAAAGUAUCACAACACUCCAAGGAGAAGAUAUAGUGUUCUUAGCUACGGACAUCAAUCUGCCCGGUGCGGUGGACUGGGUGAUGAUGCAGUCAUGCUUCAAUCAUCAUUUUAUGUUAGUUUUAGAAAAACAAGAAAAAUUUGAUGGUCACCAGCAGUUCUUUGCAAUUGUGCAACUUAUAGGAUCUCGUAAAGAAGCUGAAAACUUUGCAUACCGAUUGGAGUUGAACGGUCACAGGCGUCGGCUAACGUGGGAGGCAAUGCCUAGAUCCAUUCACGAAGGAGUGUCAUCGGCCAUCAUGAACUCAGACUGCCUGGUGUUUGAUACAUCACUUGCACAAUUAUUUGCAGAUAAUGGCAACCUUGGUAUAAAUGUCACAAUAUCUAUUGCCUAACCAAUGUUUCUUUUUACAAUUUAUGUGAGCUAAAACUCUUGUAUUAGACUCAUAAUUACGCAGUGUGUUACACGAAACAUGACAUAAAAGUUGGAACAAAUUUGCAAAUUUUAAAAUGUAAUUUUAUUUAGUUUUCUUUUUUUUUUUCUAAAUGUAAAUAAUCUUUGUCCAUAGAUAAAUGUAAUCGUUAAUUUUCUAAAUCAUAUUAUUUUAUGAUUUACUUACCAUCUCACGUAUAUAUGACUUGUACUAUAAUUUAAAUAUAAUUGUUCAAAUGAAAGUAAGCCAAAAAAAUGUUUUUUUUUUCUUUUCAACUUUUGUAAAUGUGUGUUCAAUAUAGUUGUAAGUAGCAGAAGUGAUUAUUUCUUGCUAAUUCAAUAAUUGCCUUGUGAACAUAGUUUAUAACAAAUUAUGACGAAUGAUGAUCGCAAGAAGGGAUUACUUAAAUUCUGUAAAAUGAACAAAUUUGUAUUUUAAAUGCAUGAAAAAAUUUUUAGUGAAUAAAAUUUAUAAUAGAAA